Molecule: messenger RNA, 1020 nt
Organism: Elaeis guineensis (African oil palm)
Lineage: Eukaryota; Viridiplantae; Streptophyta; Magnoliopsida; Arecales; Arecaceae
Source: RefSeq, a predicted model, not a curated record
AUGGCUCACCGAUGCUGCGUACUUGCGUUGUUAAUUCUGGAUAUUUGGAUCGCUGGAGCCAUAGCUGGUGCUAUCGGUGAUGCAUCCGUGCGGACAAAGUUCAAGCAGUGGAUGGCUAAAUAUGGGCGGGUCUAUACAGAUGCAGCAGAGGAGGAGCGGCGAUUCCAAAUCUUCAAGGACAACUAUGAGUACAUCGAGUCCGCAAACAAAGCUGGCAAUCGUACGUAUACGCUCGGCCUCAACCAUUUCGCGGAUAUGACCGACGAAGAGUUCCAGGAGGAUCAGGACUCAUGUCUUGACCCAACCCCUCCGCAUUUGGAGUCCAUGACAGGAAGCUUUCGGUAUGCCAACGUGACCGACGUGCCCGAAGUCGUGGACUGGAUAGCCAGUGAUGCAGUCACUCGCUGCGAGAGUCAAGGCCACUGCGGGAGCUGUUGGGCGUUCUCUGCUGCAGCUGCCAUUGAAGGAAUUAAUGCAAUCAAGACUGGGCUUUUGGCCCCUGUGUCGGUGCAACAACUCGUGGACUGUGAUGUUGCGAGCCAUGGAUGCAAGGGGGGAGGCCGGGACCGCGCCUUCUUUUUCGUCCUCGUGAAUGGAGGCAUAGCGGCGGCACUUAAUUACAGUUACACGGGACGUCAAGGCGAGUGCCGAGGCGGAGUUCCCCCGGUAGCAACUAUUCGCAGCUACGAGGCGGUGCCUCCAAAUAACGAGUCUGCGCUCAAGCAGGCGGUCGCGAACCAGCCUGUUGCAAUUGCCCUUUGCACCAGAAAUCCGAGAGACAUCAAGUGGUACAGCGGUGGUCUGUUCAAAGGUCCGUGUGGAACUUGUCAGAACCACGCUAUGACUGUUGUUGGUUACGGGAUACAAGACACCUUGGAUCCGUCGUCUAAAUAUUGGGCGUUGAAGAAUUCAUGGGGUGAAGAUUGGGGUGUGAAUGGAUUCAUGUUCAUCCAACGUGAAGCUGGUCCACCAGAAGGGCUUUGUGGUCUUGCCAAGACGCCCAUUUACCCAGUAAAAUAA